Molecule: messenger RNA, 1553 nt
Organism: Syngnathus acus (greater pipefish)
Lineage: Eukaryota; Metazoa; Chordata; Actinopteri; Syngnathiformes; Syngnathidae
Gene: adss1
Product: adenylosuccinate synthase 1
Biological process (GO): IMP metabolic process; 'de novo' AMP biosynthetic process
Cellular component (GO): cytoplasm
Molecular function (GO): GTP binding; adenylosuccinate synthase activity
Source: RefSeq, a predicted model, not a curated record
CCCUUACGGAUAUGGCAAUGCCCCCUCUUGGAGACAGCUAGUCCUCUUGAGACGGCCAGCCCGAAGCUUGCGCCAUCAUGUCGCUCAGUUGGUCGGCUAAGGAUCAUAAAAACACGACCCAGCACGUCGCAACGGGACUCAAGCGAGCGCGCAACGACGUGGGAAACAAAGCGACUGUUGUUUUGGGUGCGCAGUGGGGCGACGAGGGCAAAGGUAAAGUGGUCGAUCUGCUCGCCACUGAAGCGGACGUUGUCUGCAGAUGUCAGGGGGGCAACAAUGCAGGGCACACUGUGGUAGUGGACGGCAAAGAGUACGACUUCCACCUUCUCCCCAGUGGAAUCAUCAAUCCAAAAAGUGUCUCACUCAUUGGUAAUGGCGUGGUCAUACAUCUGCCUGGCCUGUUUGAGGAGGGCGACAAAAAUGAGAAAAAAGGGUUGAAAGGCUGGGAAAAGAGACUAAUUGUCUCAGAUCGAGCUCACCUUGUGUUUGAUUUCCACCAGGUUGUCGACGGAUUGCAAGAAACUGAAAGACAAGCGCAAGAUGGAAAGAAUAUUGGAACAACCAAGAAGGGCAUCGGACCUGCAUACUCCAGCAAAGCGUCACGCACGGGUCUUCGCGUAUGUGACCUUUUGGGUGACUUUAAGGACUUCUCUAGCAAAUUCGUGAACCUCGUCCGCCAGUAUCAAUCCAUGUAUCCAACCUUGACAGUCGACGUUGAGGACCACUGAAAAAAGCUUCGGGAAUACGGUGAAAGAUUGCGGCCCAUGGUCAGAGAUGGAGUCUAUUACAUGUAUGAAGCCCUUCAUGAUCCCAAAGAAAUUCUGGUUGAAGGGGCCAAUGCUGCUCUCCUUGAUAUUGACUUUGGUACAUAUCCCUUUGUGACGUCAUCAAACUGCACCGUGGGCGGGGCAUGCACCGGCCUUGGCAUCCCCCCGCUAAAUAUCGGCGAUGUGUUUGGUGUAGCUAAGGCCUAUACCACUCGUGUGGGAAUUGGAGCCUUCCCCACUGAGCAACUCAAUGCAGUCGGAGAACUGCUGCAGACAAGGGGUCAUGAGGUGGGCGUGACCACAGGGAGGAAGCGACGUUGCGGCUGGUUGGAUCUCGUUAUCGUCAGAUACGCACACAUGAUCAACGGCUUUACUGCUAUCGCUUUGACAAAACUUGACAUUCUGGAUGUGUUGGAGGAAAUUAAAGUAGGAAUUGCUUACAAACUCAAUGGGAAAAGAAUUCCACAUUUUCCAGCAAACAUGGAUGUUUUGCAUAAAGUGGAGGUUGAAUAUGAGACCUUCCCUGGGUGGAAGACAGACACAUCUGCAGCCCGUAAGUGGGGUGACCUCCCAGUCAAGGCACAAAACUAUAUCCGCUUCAUUGAGAACCACAUCGGAGUUCCCAUCAAGUGGGUCGGUGUUGGAAAGUCCAGGGAGUGCAUGAUCCAGAUGUUUUAGAUGGGAAACCCUUGCUCUUCAUUCACAGUUGCACAGAUAGUGUGGUAUUUUUAUCUCUAAAAGCGAUCUCCUCGUCACCAGUUAUUAAUAAAUAAUAUAGAAAUGAAA